AUGCCGCACCAUCACCGAGCCUCCUCAUUGAGGCAGUCCAACAAAGCUUUCAAGUCGAAGCACGCCACAAAGACUUCCCUUCGCGAGGCAUCCAAAGGUCGAUCCGCUAGCGACGUAUCCAGCACAUCCCGCCUCGCCUCGCACAAGGCAUCGCCGCUCUCCGCUGCCGGUAACGAGACCGGCUCGCGUCAACACCGCCGCAACCACGCCAAGCAGGCACAGCGAUCCAAGCGCAGCGCCCUUGUUCAGUCUAACCGCAUCUUUUCAGCCGCAUCGUCAUCAUCCAGAGAAGGCAAGGAUGGCUUGUCCAAAGGAUUUGCAGGAGCAGGUGCGGGUGCACCUCGUAUCUGUGCCGUCGUGGAUCUGGCAGAAGACGGUGAUUCGUGGGAGGCUGUGAGGCGGAUCCAGGAGGAAGGUAUUGAUGGCGGUGUCCAGCCUGUCGCAGGACGCAGUGUCGAAGAGGCCCUCGCCCAAGGCUUGCCAUACUGCGAGCUCGAAGCGACCCGUUUCCGACAGACGAUCCAGUUCCUUCCUCUCCCCUACGGCGCUCUCUAUCCCACCCUCGACGCCUGCAAAUGCGCCGACUUUGUCCUCCUCGUCCUCUCCGCGUCCACCGCCAUCGAUCCUGGCUCCUGGGGUGAGCUUUGCCUCCGAACCCUCCAAUCGCAAGGUCUGCCUACCGUCGUCGUCGCCGUCCCCACAUUGCACCCGGACGGAGCCACCGGUGUUGGCGGCAGCAAGAAGGCAGGUGCAGCACUCAAGGCCGCCAACGAGGUGCGCAAGUCGCUGCUCAGCUUUGCCAAGUACUUUUCUCCCGACGUGGAGAAGGUGCAUGCGCUCGACGAUCGCGCGGAGCGCGGGGCGCUUCUGCGCACGUUGGCCACCGCUACACCGAAGCGUGUUGCCUGGAGAGAUUUCCGUGCGUGGAUGGUCAGCGAGGGGGCAGAAUGGGAGGCGGUGGAGGCCACCGGCAACGCAAAUGGUGACAGCAACGGGCUCGACGGGAUCAACGGCCACGACGCCGAGCGAGGCACGCUUAAGGUCACGGGCUGGAUUCGUGGCGCUCCCAUGUCGGCAGAUCGACUCAUCCAUCUUCCCGACUUUGGCGACUACGCAGUGGAUCGCAUCACCUACGCUCCCCCUCCGAAUGCACGCACAAAGCGAUCCAAGGCUAGCGCCACCAACGCGUCCAACGAGAUCCAAGACGAUGCCAUGACCGACGCUUCUGCGGAUACCUCAGCAGCGGACCUCGUCGCAGGAGACACUCUUCAAUCGCGCGACGACGAGUUCGCCGACGACCUGAUCUCCGAGAACGAGCCGGACGACAUGGCCAACGAACAGACAUGGCCCACCGAAGAGGAGAUGCAAGCAGCCGAGCGAUUCAACAAGCAGCGUGCCGACGGCGAGAUGCCCCCACCUCCCGCUCUGCCCGGAACCACACCCAAGACCAUCAUCAAGGGUAGCGACAAUGCCAAGGACAACGCCAAGUACCGCGCUGCAUGGAUCAUCGAGUCGGACGAAGAGGAUGAGGACGAUCUCGACGACGACGAUGGCUCACUGAUGGCGGACGAAGGCGACGAAGACAUGAUCGACGAGGGCGAUAUGGAAGUCAACGAGGCGAUCGACGACUACGAACGCAUGAAAGCCGCUGCCAUGGCGCAGCAGGCGAGCGAUACCGUCUCCGAGAUGCCCUUCGAAGACGUCGACGACGCCCAAGCGGAAGCCGAAUACCUCGCCUACCAAGAGCAACGCAAACGCGAGCGCGAGGAGCGGGACGACGCUGAGUUCCCCGACGAGGUCGAUACUCCCCUCGAGAUCGCCGCCCGUACCCGGUUUGCCCGCUACCGAGGCCUCAAGUCCUUCCGAACCUCUCCCUGGGAUCCGUACGAGGACCUGCCCCGCGACUACGCACGGAUCUUCCAGUUCGAAGAUUUCCACAAGACGCGACGUCGCGUCGAGGGCGCUGCGCUGCUGGACGGUGUGCAACCUGGAUUCCGCGUCACCGUCUGGAUCAAGGACGUUCCCAAAGCAGCGGCGAUUCGUGCUCGCGCCACCAACCUCGGCGACCUUCCGCCGAUCGACUGCUCCGUCCCCUUCGUGCUCUUCGGCCUGCUCCGCCACGAACACAAGAAGUCGGUCAUCAACUUUACCGUCACGCGCAAUACGGAGUAUGAAGAGCCGGUGCGAUCCAAGGACCCACUCGUCCUGUGUUUGGGACCGCGUCGGUUCCGUAUCAACCCGAUCUUCAGCCAGCACAGCCGUGGAGGUGGAAAGGGCGUCAACAACGUGCACAAGUUUGAGCGGUUCCUGCGUUCGGGUGUCUCGGCAUCCGUGGCGACCGUCUAUGCGCCGAUCACCUUUGGUGGAUCGACAGCCCCGGCGGUGCUCCUACGCGAACGCGCACUGGAUGGCGAAACGGGUUACGACCAGCGUGGCGUCUCCGCUGCCCAAAUGCCCCAUCUCGUCGGGUUUGGAAACCUCAUCGAUGCUGGUCCGACGCGCAUCAAUGCCAAGAGGAUUCUGCUCAGCGGUCACCCGUACAAGGUGCACAAGAAAACCGCUACGAUCCGAUUCAUGUUCUUCAACCCCGAAGACGUGUACUGGUUCAAACCCAUUACGCUGCACACGAAGCUCGGUCGCACAGGCCACAUCACCGAGAGUCUCGGUACCCACGGAUACUUCAAAGCCCACUUCGACGGGCCCAUCAGUCAGAUGGAUACCGUGCUGAUGAAUCUGUAUAAGAGAGUGUAUCCGAAGUGGGGACAGGAGUUUAGGCAAGGGUAUGAGGAGCUGCCGCUGCCGAGGGGCGAGGUGUUUGGUGCUCACAAGGAGGAGGGGAUGCAGGAGGAGUAG
This is a messenger RNA of Kalmanozyma brasiliensis GHG001, 2853 nucleotides long. Its product is annotated as Ribosome biogenesis protein BMS1/TSR1, C-terminal. Gene Ontology annotation, cellular component: preribosome, small subunit precursor; nucleus. Gene Ontology annotation, molecular function: GTP binding; GTPase activity; U3 snoRNA binding. The transcript has a single exon. The record is from RefSeq and is a predicted model, not a curated record. NCBI's taxonomy places the organism in Eukaryota, Fungi, Basidiomycota, Ustilaginomycetes, Ustilaginales. Bases 1 to 2853 code for a protein of 950 amino acids. Gene Ontology annotation, biological process: ribosome biogenesis; endonucleolytic cleavage of tricistronic rRNA transcript (SSU-rRNA, 5.8S rRNA, LSU-rRNA); maturation of SSU-rRNA from tricistronic rRNA transcript (SSU-rRNA, 5.8S rRNA, LSU-rRNA).